UUCGUAUUGAAUUUGCUAAUAGGUCUACAGGUUCGUUUUUAGCAUAUUGUUAGAAAGAUUCCAAACCAAACAAAUUUAAUCGUUAUACAUCCUGACACAACCAAUCAAAAUCACCCGUCUGACUCAGCCAGACGAGUUUAGUGGUAUAUAUAAUUUCCAAAACAAGCUCCUCUUUCCUUUUUCGUAUCCGUUCUUCUUAAAAAAAAACCUAGUCAAAAGUUACCUUUGGUAAUGAAUCCACACAAACAUAACCAUAGUCCAAUCUCUACACUUUCCCCCUCAUCUCCUUAUAAAUUCCUCCUCUCUUUUCAUCUCCUUGCUACCCCAAUAAACCUUAAACGACAACGUUUCACUUCUCUGUUGCUGAUCUUCUUGUUCCUCUGUUUGUCUACUUCUAUGGCAGAUUCAGACACGGGUCCUGUUGUUCAAACCACCCCACUCGUCACCUUCCUCCAGCGCGUGCAACUCACGGCAAUCAGAUCAUACUCAAAGAAACUUGACCCGAAAUUCUACAUUGACCUAUCUCUCAAGGUCCCUCACGAUCUCUCCUCCGCAGAAUCUGCCUUCAAGGACCUCACGAGCGGGUCACGUGACAUGUCGGUGCCAGUGGAGAAGCUUGAGAAGUUCGUCCACGAGUACUUCCACGAUGCAGGGGUGGAUCUUGUGCACCACGAGCCAGAAGACUUCAUCUCAGAUCCCACCGAGUUUCUCCUCAACGUGGAGAACGAAAAAGUCAGAGCAUGGGCGCGUGAGGUACACGGCCUGUGGAGAACCCUGAGCUGCAGAGUCUCUGACUCAGUCAUAAAAUCACCUGACCGGCACACGCUUCUUCCGUUACCGGAACCGGUUAUCGUUCCCGGUUCGAGAUUCAGAGAAGUCUAUUACUGGGAUUCUUACUGGGUCAUCAAAGGACUUUUGACGAGUAAAAUGUUCACUACGGCCAAAGGUUUAGUCACGAAUCUGAUGUCACUUGUGGAGACUUAUGGUUACGCUUUGAACGGUGCUAGAGCUUAUUAUACUAACCGAAGCCAACCACCUCUAUUGAGCUCAAUGGUCUAUGAGAUUUAUAAAGUAACCAAAGAUGAAGAACUUGUGAGGAAAGCUAUUCCUGUGCUUCUCAAAGAGUAUGAGUUCUGGAACUCAGGAAAGCAUAAGGUGAUUAUUCGAGACGCUAGUGGCAAUGCUCACAUUUUAAGCCGCUAUUACGCCAUGUGGAACAUGCCUAGACCUGAAUCCUCUGUUUUCGAUCAAAAAUCAGCUUCGGGGUUUUCGACUACGUUAGAGAAACAACGGUUCCAUCGAGAUAUAGCUACGGCUGCUGAAUCAGGAUGUGACUUCAGCACGCGGUGGAUGAGACAUCCUCCUAAUUUCACAACGAUGGCUACAACAUCAGUUGUUCCUGUUGAUCUAAAUGUCUUUCUUCUCAAGAUGGAACUUGAUAUAGCGUUCAUGAUGGAGAUCACUGGGGACAAAAACGGUUCAGAGCGUUUUGUUAAAGCGUCAGAAGCGAGAAAGAAAGCGUUUGAGACCGUGUUUUGGAACGAAAAAGCAGGGCAGUGGCUAGACUAUUGGCUUUCCUCCAGUGGUGAUGAGCCUGAGGCAUGGAUAGCUGCGAACCAGAACAACAAUGUUUUUGCAUCUAACUUUGCUCCAAUCUGGCUUAGUACCUUCCAUUCAGAUGAAAAUCUUGUCAAGAAAGUUGUCAAGGCUCUUGAAAACUCAGGACUCAUUGCUCCAGCUGGAAUCCUAACCUCUUUGACAAACUCGGGACAACAAUGGGAUGCUCCUAAUGGAUGGGCACCACAACAAGAAAUGAUUGUUACAGGACUCGCGAGAUCGGGUCUAAAGGAAGCUAAACAGAUGGCAGAGGAUAUUGCAAGGAGAUGGAUAAGAAGCAGCUAUUGUGCUUACAAGACAAGUGGGACUAUUCAUGAGAAGCUCAAUGUUUCAGAGUUUGGUGCAUAUGGUGGUGGAGGAGAAUAUAAGCCACAGACGGGGUUUGGAUGGUCAAAUGGAGUUAUAUUAGCAUUCUUGGAGGAAUAUGGAUGGCCCUCUGACCUGAGCAUUGAACCGUAGAUUUACCACUUGUGUAUUAAACAUGAAAUAAAGGAAUUACUUCGUAUAUUUAAAUUUUAUUAGAACUUUAUGAUAGUGGUAAUUAAAUCGUAGUUUUAGUUUUGGUGUAUCUGUUUGGGGUUUUCAGUCAGAAUGUUUAGAGUUCCAGAGAUCGAUAGAAUCAUCACACAUUCAUACCAACUUAUGAUCGGUUUCACUCUAGUUCAUCUUUAUUUUCCAAUAAAAAGAAUUAGGCAAACGAUAAAAUGAAUUGCCCGGAGAGGCUAUGACAUUUUGUACAAUAUAACCAAAAAAACCCAACGAUUCUUCAUAAAAU
Eruca vesicaria subsp. sativa (arugula) is the source of this 2392-nucleotide messenger RNA. The record is from the annotation of a GenBank genome assembly. Lineage: Eukaryota; Viridiplantae; Streptophyta; Magnoliopsida; Brassicales; Brassicaceae.